AUGGAACCAGGAAGCAGUGCCGAGGGAAGAGUGCUCAUCACGGGAGGAGCUGGUUAUUUUGGCUUCCGUUUAGGUUGUGCCAUGUAUCAAAAGGGAGUUGAUGUGAUUCUCUUUGAUGUCAUGAAGCCACUUCAAACUGUGCCAGAGGGAAUGAAGUUCAUGCAAGGGAAUAUCUGUUGCCUGUCUGAAGUGGAAGAGGCUCUCAGAGAUGUGAUCUGUGUAUUCCAUAUCGCUUCCUAUGGAAUGUCUGGCAGGGAGCAGCUGAACCGAAAACUCAUAGAAGAUGUUAACGUGAAAGGAACAGAAAAUGUCAUCCAGGCCUGCAAGAGCACAGGAGUGUCGAGUCUGGUUUAUACAAGCACAUACAAUGUGAUAUUUGGAGGACAGGUUAUAGAAAAUGGGGACGAAUCUCUGCCUUACCUACCUCUUCACCUGCAUCCUGAUCACUACUCCCGAACCAAAUCUUUAGCUGAAAUGAAAGUGCUGGAGGCAAAUGGUGCUGAGCUUGGAAAUGGGAAAGGUGUAUUAAGGACUUGUGCUCUGCGACCAGCAAAACCUGGAGAGCCACCUUCCCAGAAACUUUGUCCCAGAAUAGUCAGUUACAUUGAGAGGGGACUGUUUCAAUUUGUAUACGGAGAUCCACUUAGUUUAGUAGAAUUUGUACAUGUAGACAACCUGGUUCAGGCUCAUAUCCUUGCCUCUGAGGCCCUCACAGCCAAGAAGAAGCACAUAGCUGCAGGCCAAGCCUAUUUUAUUUCAGAUGAGAGGCCUGUAAACAACUUUGAGUUUUUCCGACCAUUAGUGGAAGGUUUGGGUUACAAAUUCCCAACCCGUCGCCUUCCUCUCUCCCUUGUCUACUUUUUUGCAUUCCUUACUGAGGUAGUUCAUUGUCUUGUAGGACACAUUUAUAAUUUUCAGCCCCUCCUGACUCGCACAGAGGUUUACAAAACUGGUGUCACACAUUAUUUCAGUAUGGAGAAGGCCAGGAAGGAGCUGGGCUAUGAGCCUCAGCAGUACAGCCUGAAUGAAGUGGUGGAGUGGUUUAGAUCCCAGGGGUGUGGGGCAAAGCCAAGAAGUUACACCAUGAAGCACCUUAUUAGGCAUGGAGCCUUGCUUUUGCUGCUGAUUGCUGUGAUGGUCUCAUGGUUUCCAUCUGCAGUUACAUUUUCACUCUAA
This is a messenger RNA of Acanthisitta chloris (rifleman), 1176 nucleotides long. RefSeq names its product short chain dehydrogenase/reductase family 42E, member 1 (gene SDR42E1). Lineage: Eukaryota; Metazoa; Chordata; Aves; Passeriformes; Acanthisittidae. Gene Ontology annotation, molecular function: 3-beta-hydroxy-Delta5-steroid dehydrogenase (NAD+) activity. The record is from RefSeq and is a predicted model, not a curated record. The transcript has 3 exons. Gene Ontology annotation, biological process: steroid biosynthetic process. Bases 1 to 1176 code for a protein of 391 amino acids.